UUCAUCUACAAAUCAUCUCUCAAAAUGCCUUCCCAGCUAGCCUCGGUCAUCCUCCUGACUCUCUCAACCCUCGCUCUCGCGUCCCCAUUGUCUCCCCGUGCAGCCUCUCGCACAGGCAAAGUCUUCCUCCAUAAGACUAGCGAUGGCAUCACCGGUAAAAAGGUUGGCUGCCUCGAUGUCAGUGGCCGUCUUAUUCUCGAAUCUUCCGCCUGCGCCAGCUAUACGGUUCCACCUGGCCCAGCCAUAACUAUUGCGCGCACCAGCGCUGGUGAAUGUGGCAUGAGCUUUGCAGAUGAGCCUCAGAAUCCGGACACUGGAUUUCCUGGUAUGAGCGCGUUUAGGUGCAAGAGUGAGGGAACUGGGUCACACGACGCCGGUGAUCAAUUUGAUCUUGUAGAGAGCCAAGGGGUCACACAGGUGUUUACUGUUCUUGGAUCAGGUGCCAACGAUGGAGUGUUCACCAAGAAGCUUCCUGCGGGUGAUGGGGAUGCGGUUGAUGUUUUUACAAGGGGUUUCAAUCUUGGAGAGGGGAGCAUAGAUAUGCUCUGGACCUUCCAGGACAUUUAG
Periconia digitata is the source of this 567-nucleotide messenger RNA. The record is from the annotation of a GenBank genome assembly. NCBI's taxonomy places the organism in Eukaryota, Fungi, Ascomycota, Dothideomycetes, Pleosporales, Periconiaceae.